This is a messenger RNA of Pseudocercospora fijiensis CIRAD86, 2669 nucleotides long. RefSeq lists its product as uncharacterized. Gene Ontology annotation, biological process: L-arginine biosynthetic process. Lineage: Eukaryota; Fungi; Ascomycota; Dothideomycetes; Mycosphaerellales; Mycosphaerellaceae. The record is from RefSeq and is a predicted model, not a curated record. The coding region runs from base 30 to 2669 and encodes 879 amino acids. The transcript has a single exon. Gene Ontology annotation, cellular component: cytoplasm; mitochondrion; mitochondrial matrix. Gene Ontology annotation, molecular function: N-acetyl-gamma-glutamyl-phosphate reductase (NADP+) activity; NADP+ binding; acetylglutamate kinase activity.
UCCGCAUGUGAGCUUCCAGUUCACACACAAUGCAGUCUCUUGCUCGGCCAUUGGGCCGGCAACUCGCACGCCAGCGACGAUAUCUCGCCAGACAAGCUCUCACAGUCACAACCGGUACCGUCGCGCGACGACAAUAUGCCUCACACCGCUCCGACGACAAGUCUGCGCGAUCAGCCGUCAUCAGCGUGCUCAACAACAUCGCUUCGAAGCGUGAGGUCCAGCAAUACUUGGCACAGUUCACCUCCGUUUCCUCCCAGCAAUUCGCCGUGAUCAAGGUCGGCGGUGCGAUUUUGACAGACUACAUUGACGUACUAUGCGCCUCCCUGCGAAAUUUGAACCAAAUGGGCCUGUACCCAGUCAUUAUCCACGGUGCAGGACCACAACUGAACAAGCUUUUGGAGGAAGCUGGUGUGGAGCCAAAGUACAACGAGGGCAUUCGAAUCACAGACGGAAAGACUUUGGGAAUAGCGAGGAAGCUGUUCUUGCAGGAGAACUUGAAGCUGGUUGAGGCAUUGGAGUCAUGGGGUGUCAAGGCACGCCCGAUAACAUCUGGUGUGCUCAUGGCCGACUACAAGGACAAGGACGUCUACCAAUUCGUUGGUGAGGUCAAUCAGGUCAAUGCUGGCAGUAUCAAGGCUGCCAUUGCAGACGGCUACAUCCCAGUCUUGACCUGCAUGGCCGAGAGCGAAGAGGGCCAGGUCCUGAAUGUCAACGCCGACAAGGCUGCUGCAGAGCUUGCCAAGGCUUUGGUGCCAUUGAAGAUCGUCUACCUAUCUGAAAAGGGCGGUAUCUACGAUAAGGAGACUGGCAAGCUGAUUGAAGCUAUCAACUUGGACGAGGAGUACGACGUGUACAUGAAGAAGCCAUGGGUCAUUCACGGCACUCGCAGCAAGAUACGGGAUAUCAAGACGCUUCUGGACGAACUGCCUCGCAGCUCUAGCGUUGCCAUCAUUCAUCCAGAGAGCUUAGAACGAGAACUCUUCACACACUCUGGAGCUGGAACGUUGAUUCGACGUGGUACUAAGCUGCAACAAGCUGAGAAUAUGAAGCAAUUUGGAGACAUUGCGAAGCUCAAGCAGACCCUUGUGCGAGAUCGCGCGGGACUUGAUGCCGCGGGUGUCGUUGAUCGCUACCUUGAGAUCUUGGAAUCCAGGCCAUUCAAGGCAUACUACGAUGACAACAUGGAGGCUCUGGCUAUUGUGCUGCCACCGGACAACACACCAAAUGCUUUAGCUCAGCUCGCGACUUUCACCAUCACUAGAGGCGCAUGGCUUUCCAACAUCGCAGACAAUGUCUUUCAGAAUGUCAAGCGAGACUUCCCGAAAUUGGCGUGGACCGUGAAGCAGGACGACGAGAAUCUUACCUGGUUUAGCGAAAAGGCUGAUGGUUCCAUUGCUCGUGGUGGCGAAGUCCUAUUCUGGUACGGAAUUGACAGCCCGGAUGAGGUUCGUGAGCUCAUGAGCGAGUUCGUUAAGCACGGCCGCAAAAUGUUUGGCGAUACCAAUCUGGAGUCACAUAUCCACCGAGCGAACUCGACUGCUCAGCGUAUUCGAGCCAACGCGGCCAACCUUGCAAGCAACCGCCGAGCUUUCAGCACCAGCACACGGCCUGCCGCACGCGUGUCGACCAAUGGUCUGCAACAAGUGAGAACUUACACUACCAAUCCCAACCCACCUCUGGGCAUCAAAAACCGAGAGAAGGACUAUCCAUCCAAAGUUGCCAUCAUUGGCGCCCGUGGCUAUACUGGACAGGCCCUCAUCGAUCUUUUGAACAAGCACCCUAACUUCGAACUCUGCCACGUCUCUUCCCGCGAACUCGCAGGCAAGGAGCUCAAGGGCUACGACAAGAAGAAGAUUAUUUACGAGAAUCUUUCGCCAGAAGACAUUCGCAAAAUGGCUGAAAAGAAGGCAAUCGACUGCUGGAUCAUGGCCCUUCCCAAUGGUGUCUGCAAGCCGUAUGUCGAUGCAAUCGAUGAGUCGGGUCACACUGAUGCCGUAAUUGUCGAUCUUUCUGCCGACUACAGAUUCAACUCGGACUGGGUAUAUGGUCUCCCAGAAUUGGUGCAAAGGAGCAAGAUUGCUUCGGCCACCCGCAUCGCCAACCCAGGUUGCUAUGCUACCGCCGCACAACUGGGCAUCGCACCUUUGGUACCUUAUCUUCCUCCAUUUCCAGCUCAGCCAACAGUCUUUGGUGUUUCCGGAUACUCUGGAGCAGGCACCAAGCCUUCGCCAAAGAACGAUGUCAACGUCCUCACCAACAACCUCAUCGCAUACUCGCUCACAGAUCACAUUCACGAGCGCGAGAUCUCGGCUCAAUUGGGGACCGAGGUUGCCUUCAUCCCUCACGUCGCCGUCUGGUUCCAGGGCAUUCAUCACACCAUCUCGAUUCCUCUUGCAGAGAAGAUGGCCAGCCGUGAUGUUCGACAAGUCUACCAGGACCGAUACGACAAGGAGAAAUUGAUCAAGAUUAGCGGCGAAUCUCCCCAGGUCAAGCACAUCGCAGGCAAACACGGCGUGGAGAUUGGAGGCUUCGCUGUUCACUCCAGUGGCAAGCGAGUCGUCAUCAAUGCGACGAUUGACAACCUUCUCAAGGGCGCUGCCACUCAAUGCCUGCAGAAUAUGAACUUGGCACUGGGCUACAGCGAGUAUGAAGGCAUUCCACUUGACUGA